GCCACCUUCAAGUCCCAGCAGGCCAGCUGAUGAGGCCUCCCUCCCUUUGGGUCCCUAGAGGAAUGGUACCUCCCCUGGGUCUCAAUUUGCAUGGCAGGAAGGGGCCUAAUGGGGAAGAGGCGGAGAGCAGACAGGCUGCAGCCCAGGCUGACAUACAGUUAGUUACAUGUUUCUCCCAAAAACCUCCUAAGUAGUGACGGGCCUGGACUCAGAGACGGAGCAGUGACCAUGGCCACAAUGGUGCCAUCUUCCGUGCCUUGCCACUGGCUGUUGUUCCUGCUGCUGCUUUUUUCAGGUGAGCCGGUACCAGCAAUGACAAACAGUGACCUGCCACAGAAUUUCCAAGGAAGCUCUUGUUCCAAGAUCCUUCAGUUCCCAAGGUAUGUAGCCAAAAAGCGGAACUCGGUGGUGAAGCUUUACUGCUCCUCAGAGUACUCCGGCAUCAUGACCUGGUUCCGAAAGCAAGGGAACCAGGAGCUCCAGGAGCUGUCUGAAGAGGAGGGGCAUAUCUCGAAGACCUGGAAUGGCUCUCUCCACACCCUCACCAUCCGAAGCAUCCAGUAUGAAGACAAUGGCAUCUAUUUCUGCAAGCAACAAUGCAACAGCGCCAACUUGGAAAUUGCCUGGGGCUGUGGCUCAGAACUUAAAGUCUUAGGGUUCAGCACCUUGGAGCAACUAAAGCGGCGAAACACACUGAAGGAUGGAAUCAUCAUGAUCCAGACCCUCCUAAUCAUUGUCUUCAUCAUUGUGCCCAUCUUCUUGCUACUAGACAAGGAUGACAGCAAGGCAGGAAUGGAGGAAGAUCACACCUACGAGGGUUUGAACAUUGACCAGACAGCCACCUAUGAAGACAUAGUGACUCUUCGGACAGGGGAGGUAAAGUGGUCUGUCGGAGAACACCCAGGCCAGGAGUGAGGGCCACCCUCGUCCUGCCCAACUCCUGGGCUUCACUGCUUCCAAACUGCCUGGCUCACAGCCCAUCCCUUCCUUCCUGGAUCCCUAGUCAGCGUCUGAAGCUAGACCACCAAUGCCACAUCUGUCUCCAGCCCCUGCCUGGUCCCCAGCUCUUGCUGAAAGGCCUGGGGUAGAAGGACAAUAGGGCAGUGAUGUGGAGUGGGGAGUUCUCUGGGGAUAGACUGGACCCAAGGCUUCUAGAAGCACCAUGCAGGAUCUGUCCUCGAGGGUGGGUCAGGAAACAGAGACUUGUGGGAACCUGCAAAUGGACUCAGGGCAGACUAGCUUCCUGAAGAGCCCAGGAAGGACCAUGGUCCCCACUGGCACCAGAAGGGCCUGCGAGAAUGUCAUUUCUCUCUCCCAUCCCAGGGAUCACCUAGCCUACAGCCCAUCCUUCUGUGGAAUAAAC
Molecule: messenger RNA, 1363 nt
Organism: Cricetulus griseus (Chinese hamster)
Lineage: Eukaryota; Metazoa; Chordata; Mammalia; Rodentia; Cricetidae
Source: RefSeq, a predicted model, not a curated record